UGACCUCCUUCUCCCUGCAGGUAGCAAUGCUGCUCGGGGCGUCCCUGGUAGGGGCGCUGCUAUUUUCCAAGCUGGUGCUGAAACUGCCCUGGACUCAGGUGGGAUUUUCCCUGCUGCUCCUGUACUUGGGGUCUGGCGGCUGGCGUUUCAUCCGGGUCUUCAUCAAGACCAUCAGGCGGGAUGUCUUUGGUGGCAUGGUACUCCUGAAGGUGAAGACAAAAGUCCAACGGUAUCUACGGGAACGAAAGACAGUGCCCUUGUUGUUUGCCUCGGUGGUACAGCGCCACCCUGACAAGACAGCCUUGAUCUUCGAGGGCACAGAUACCCACUGGACCUUCCGCCAGCUGGAUAGUUACUCCAACAGUGUGGCCAACUUCCUGCAGGCCCGGGGCCUGGCCUCAGGCAGUGUAGUUGCCCUCUUCAUGGAGAACCGGAAUGAAUUUGUGGGUCUAUGGCUGGGCAUGGCUAAACUGGGUGUGGAGGCAGCCCUCAUGAAUACCAACCUCAGACGUGAUGCCCUGCGCCACUGUCUUGACACCUCAAAGGCACGGGCCCUUAUCUUUGGCAGCGAGAUGGCCUCAGCUGUCUGUGAGAUCCAUGCCAGCCUGGACCCCUCACUCAGCCUCUUCUGCUCUGGUUCCUGGGAGCCCAGCACAGUACCCACCAACACAGAGCACCUGGACCCUCUGCUGGAAGAUGCCCCUGAGCACCAGCCCAGUCCCCCUGACAAGGGCUUCACAGAUAAGCUCUUCUACAUCUACACAUCAGGCACCACAGGGCUACCCAAAGCUGCCAUCGUGGUGCAUAGCAGGUAUUACCGCAUGGUUGCCCUGGUGUACUAUGGAUUCCGCAUGCGACCUGAUGACAUCGUAUAUGACUGCCUUCCCCUUUACCACUCAGCAGGAAACAUCGUGGGAGUUGGCCAGUGCCUAGUCAACGGCAUGACAGUCGUGAUCCGGAAGAAGUUCUCAGCCUCCCGGUUCUGGGAUGAUUGUAUCAAGUACAACUGCACAAUUGUGCAGUACAUCGGUGAGCUGUGCCGCUACCUCCUGAAUCAGCCACCUCGGGAGGCGGAGUCUCAGCACAAGGUGCGCAUGGCACUGGGCAAUGGCCUUCGGCAGUCCAUCUGGAACAACUUCUCCAGCCGUUUCCACAUCCCCCAGGUGGCCGAGUUCUAUGGGGCCACUGAAUGCAACUGUAGCCUGGGAAACUUUGACAGCAAGGUGGGGGCCUGUGGUUUCAACAGCCGCAUCCUGAACUUUGUGUACCCAAUCCGGCUGGUACGAGUCAAUGAGGACACCAUGGAGCUGAUCCGGGGACCCGAUGGUGUCUGUAUUCCCUGUCAACCAGGCCAGCCAGGCCAGCUGGUGGGCCGCAUCAUCCAGCGAGACCCCCUGCGCCGCUUUGAUGGUUACCUCAACCAGGGUGCCAACAGCAAGAAGAUUGCGAAUGAUGUCUUCAAGAAGGGGGACCAAGCCUACCUCACUGGUGACGUACUGGUGAUGGAUGAGCUGGGCUACCUGUACUUUCGAGACCGCACUGGGGACACAUUCCGCUGGAAAGGGGAAAAUGUGUCCACCACAGAAGUGGAGGGCGUACUCAGCCGCCUACUGGACAUGACCGAUGUGGCAGUGUAUGGUGUCGAGGUGCCAGGAACUGAAGGCCGGGCAGGAAUGGCUGCCAUAGCUAGCCCCACAAACAGCUGUGACCUGGAGCACUUUGCACAGACUUUGGAGAAGGAGCUGCCUGUAUACGCCCGCCCCAUCUUCCUGCGCUUCUUGCCUGAGCUACACAAAACAGGGACCUACAAGUUCCAGAAGACUGAGCUUCGGAAGGAGAGCUUUAACCCUGCUGUCGUGAAAGACCCAGUGUUCUACCUGGAUGCCCGGAAGGGUUGCUACGUUCCACUGGAUCAAGAGGCCUAUACCCGUAUCCAGGCAGGCAAAGAGAAGCUGUGAUUUUCCCCCCACAUCCCUCUGAGGACCAGCCGGAUGCUGACUCCAGAGCCCCAGUUUCUGCCCCAUGGGGUCCUGGGCAAUGCCAGACCAAAGCUAGCAGAGCCCGCACCUCCACCCCAAGGUGCUCAGCCCCUCUAAAACUGCCAUGUGACUCACUGCCGCCUCCUCCCACCCCAAAGCUUUCUGUGAAAGCUUCAAGUCCAAGCUCUGUCUUCUCAACCAGGCAGGGCCUCUGGGCCACAAGCUGAGACUGAUGGGGCCCCUCUUCAGGAUGAUGUCUUUGGUUUGGCAGGGCAGGGAGUGGGAGAAGGGUCACCAGGCUCCCUCCAAAAGGAAGGAGUUUGCAAGUGGGAUCAAGGCAGACGCCUCCAGUCUCAGGAAGCCACGUGGGGUGGCCA
Molecule: messenger RNA, 2356 nt
Organism: Nannospalax galili (Upper Galilee mountains blind mole rat)
Lineage: Eukaryota; Metazoa; Chordata; Mammalia; Rodentia; Spalacidae
Gene: Slc27a4
Product: solute carrier family 27 member 4
Exons: 12
Coding region: 27-1958 (643 amino acids)
Biological process (GO): long-chain fatty acid import into cell; very long-chain fatty acid catabolic process; medium-chain fatty acid transport
Cellular component (GO): microvillus; endoplasmic reticulum membrane; plasma membrane
Molecular function (GO): long-chain fatty acid-CoA ligase activity; long-chain fatty acid transmembrane transporter activity
Source: RefSeq, a predicted model, not a curated record